This is a messenger RNA of Thermothelomyces thermophilus ATCC 42464, 778 nucleotides long. RefSeq lists its product as uncharacterized. Bases 322 to 513 code for a protein of 63 amino acids. Lineage: Eukaryota; Fungi; Ascomycota; Sordariomycetes; Sordariales; Chaetomiaceae. The transcript is spliced from 2 exons. The record is from RefSeq and is a predicted model, not a curated record.
CCAGGCGACACUAUGCACAUUUAGAUAAUUGAUCCACAACCGUUUGGUUGCAACGACGGUGCGACAGAUAAGAAUUCCAAGUGAAAUGCAGCACGUCGAAGUCUUCCAUCUCUGGACCGAGUCCGACCGCCCGUCCUCGUCCACCUCGUCCUCCACCACCAACACUCCGCCACUGCGGACGCCGUCACCACCACGACAGAGAUCCAGCGAGCGAAGAAGCAGCCGCGUCGACAGCAGCAACACCCUCUCGUCCGCCCGCCCGCUCCCCUCGUCACUAAAUUAUUACUACCCGCAGACACCAUCGCCCAUGCUGAGUCCGACAUGACCCGGCGGGAGCCCAUCAAGGGCGGGCCCGCCGCCACCGCCCAGGGCCUGCACGACCGCCAGCAGAACUUCUUGCAGGUCGCCGGCGGCGUCGCCCGCAAGCCGAGCUUCGAGGUGACCAAGGAGGAUGCCAAGAAGAUCCAGCACUUCGAGUCUAUUCAUGUAAUGAACAAUCGGGAAAAAGAAUAGUCUCGAGCCCUCGGACACCCGCCUGGGAAGAACUCGCUAUCUGCCGAGGUGCAAUCCAAUCUCUCGCGGAUCAUAAUUAAUGCCCAGGGCGGCACGACAACGAACGCUUGAAUCAGGAGCGGAAGCGGCAUGCUUUUCCUGGCAUUUGUGCCAUCAAACAUAGUACGGAUUAUUAGGAGCGAGCAUAAAUACCUAUAUGCCUAUUUUUUACUCUCAAAGUUGGAGCCAUUAAUUACAUCUUUCCCUACGAGCAUGUAGUACUGUG